Messenger RNA from Calliphora vicina (urban bluebottle blowfly), 2579 nucleotides. It is a transcript of the gene morula, whose product is annotated as anaphase promoting complex subunit morula. The record is from RefSeq and is a predicted model, not a curated record. The transcript has 8 exons. Gene Ontology annotation, molecular function: ubiquitin protein ligase binding. Gene Ontology annotation, biological process: ubiquitin-dependent protein catabolic process; protein K11-linked ubiquitination; metaphase/anaphase transition of mitotic cell cycle. NCBI's taxonomy places the organism in Eukaryota, Metazoa, Arthropoda, Insecta, Diptera, Calliphoridae. Gene Ontology annotation, cellular component: anaphase-promoting complex. Bases 54 to 2411 code for a protein of 785 amino acids.
GUUUACAUUUCUUGUGCCGGCAUUUGCAAAGUGCGAUUUUCUUUUCCAAUAAAAUGGAAAUUGUGUGGUCGGAUUUCAGUGAAACCUGUCCUAUACUUAAAGAAUGUUUGGACUCCACUGACUUGGCUCUUGAGGAUGUCAGCACAUUGGAUUAUAUAUAUGAAAUCCUAUGGAUGGAAAUUGGAACUUUUGUGCGCAGCAAAUUAUCGGUAAAAUUUUGGUCUUGCCUCAAUCACAAUCAAGCUAUUACAAAAUUCUACCGUGAUGGAGAAUCUUCUGAAGACGUUCAACUGCAGUACAAAUUAUUUACAAAUUUUGUUAAUGCAGUUAAAAAUCUAGAUGCUUUCUAUCAAUUCAUCAAGACCAGCUUAGAGAGAUUAGAUGCAAUACGAAAAUUGGAUCAUAAAAAGUCAAUAGAAAAGUUGAAUGAACUAUUGCGGGCAUCGUUGCUGGCUCAAUUGACUACACAUUUUAAUAAUGUGGUAUUCUCUUUCUACAGUGUUUCCUUUAGGGUUUUCUUUAAUUUACAUCAAAGUACCAGUGGAAGUCAAGACGUCGAAGAAUUAGAUGAAAGUGGCUUGUCCUGUAAGGGUUGCAAUCAGGAACUGGAGAAAUGCCAGUGUCUAACUCUGUUACAGACCAUAAAUGAGGUUAAUCAGAAGUUGUUAGAUUUGGAGUUAUUAGAUCGUCUGGCUGGACAAUCGAUGACAUUUUUGGUGCAGAUCAGAAUAAAAGAGCAUAUUAAGAACACAUGUCUUGGUGUUUUCGACAGAUCUCACUUGAAAAUUCUGCUAACGUGGCUAGAUGAAGUGGUCAUAAAAUGGUUAAUGCAAAUAUUCCAUUCUAGUCCAAAUGAUGAUGAAAUGGAUACAGAUUCUGAGACUGGUGGCAAAAAUGCAGAUGUAAUACAAAGUUUAAAGGUCAAAUUGACAUUUUAUGUCUAUGAGAAUUUUGCUCUUAGUGUUAUUAAUCAAUUCUUUAGUAUUAUUAUAGAUUUUCCUGAUUCUAUACCUGCCAUAGAAGAUCUUAAGAUUUGCAUGGAAAAAAUAAAUUUGCGUCGCCAAAUCAUUAAUACUUUGAAGACUUCUUUGGAGGCUCGUAUUUUGCAUCCCGGAGUAAAUACCAUGGACAUUUUGACGGGUUAUGUAGCCGCCAUUAAGGCCAUACGUUAUUUAGAUAACAGCGGCGUUAUAUUGGAAACUGUUACGGCUCCCAUUAAAGAGUACUUGAGAAAACGUACUGAUACCGUUAGGUGUGUAGUGACCAGUCUUACGGAAGAGGGUCCCACAGAUUUAUCUGAAGAAUUGGCCAAAGGCGAUACUGUUAAGGAAGCAGCUGGCGGCAAUGUUAAUGAUGAACUUAACAAUUGGGAGAAUUGGCAGCCAGAUCCGUUUGGACUAGAGGCAUCCAGUCUGCAAAUGCGUACUGUGAAAACUUCACGUUCGGCUGAUAUUAUAUCAAUGGUUGUGGAUAUUUAUGGCAGUAAAGAGCUGUUUAUGAGCGAAUACCGCAAUUUAUUGGCGGAUCGUUUGUUGACUCAGCUAGAAUUUAAUCCCGAAAAGGAAAUCAGAAAUCUAGAACUGUUAAAACUAAGAUUUGGUGAAUCUUUACUGCAUAAUUGCGAAGUUAUGCUUAAAGAUAUUGCCGAUUCGAAACGUAUCAAUGCUACCAUUCACAGUGAUUAUAAAUAUGUGCAGAAUAAAGAAUUUGAUAUAUCAUCGUUGAUAAUAUCAGCUCAAUUUUGGCCAUCCUUCAACAAAGAAAGUGUAGAAUUACCUGAAGAAAUAGCUAACGAAUUUCAAAAAUACACAAAAACCUAUGAAGAGUAUAAGGGUAAUCGCACUUUAAAUUGGCGCACUGUUACGGGCAAAGUUAACAUUUCUAUUGAACUGGGAGACAGGGUAUUGGAUAUGACUGUAGCACCCACACAGGCAGUUAUAUUAUAUCAUUUUCAAAAUAAAAAUGAAUGGUCAUUGGAUGAUUUAAGUUCUUUGGUUAAAAUACCACCAUCUGUGCUAAGAAGACGUAUGGCCUUUUGGCAAUCUCAUGGAAUUUUAGUUGAAUCUCAGCCUGGUAUUUUCAAAUUAAUCGAAGAAGAUUUGCCCAAAUCGCAAUUGGAGAAGUUGCCCAUAAAUGAAAUUAUAGCAGAAGACGAUGAUAAUGAAUCGGCCAUGGCAAGUGCCAGUGAUCAAAGAGAAGAGGAGUUACAAGUAUUUUGGUCCUAUAUCGUUGGUAUGCUCACCAAUUUGGACUCCUUGCCCAUAGAACGUAUACAUCAAAUGCUAAAACUAUUUGCCUCUAACGGCUUGGGCAUUGAAUUCACUCAAGACGAUCUUAAAGAUUUUCUACAGCGUAAAGUACGCGACCACAAGCUGAUAUAUUCUGGUGGUGUUUAUCAAUUAGCUAAAUGAUUUCCCUAACAACUUAAGCAAAUCACCACCACCAAUAGCAUUGUUUUGUUAAUGUAAUUUAAAUUUUAUAUGAUGAAAGAAAAUUAAAUAAUAAAUUCCAUGAAUUGGCACAUUUGAGAAAUGCGAAAACAAUAAAAUACGAAAUAACGAAAAGAAAACAACUGAAAA